AUGGCUCGAGGCGGCGGGCGGCGAGGCGAAGCUUCAGCCGAGCCGGAAGCUCUCCACGAGCUCGGCGUCCGAGGCCGGAAUCAAUCCGAUCGAUCGUCGUCUCCCACGCGCAAUCCCACCGCCGAAAAGGCAGCAGUCAGCCGGAAGCUGGACUUUGCCGGCAAGGCUGGGGGCAAGGCGACGCCCAAGACGAACGGCAAGCACAAGGCGACCACGGUAAACGGCCUCUCGCGGCACAGAGACGAGCCCGAGUCGGGAUCGGAGGAGCUCGACGAUGUCAUGGGCGCAGGCGAGAACGGCGACGAGUCCAUGAUGAUGGUUGAUUCGGCGAGGUCAGACGCCCGGGGCGGCCGCGCCCAAGACGACGAUGACGUGCCAUUGUCAGGGCAGAAGAAGCGUGGAAGGCCGAACAAGGCAGCCCCUCAAGCAAAGUCAAAGGCAGCUCAGCGUGCUCAGGCACAAGAACCCUCAGUAGAGCUAGGCGCCAGUAGAGGAAAGCCGAUUGGCGUUACCGUUGGACGACGCUCGCCGAGGGACCAGGACGACUCGGAAGAGGCAAAUGCGAGACUCGACGCGAUGCUAGAACGCAGCCUAGCCGGGAGGCAACCCAAGCGAAAGCGUGUCGAAGAAAUACCAGCUUCACCGGAGCGACCCACGAAGCCAGCACCACCGUCAAAACACUCCCGGAUUCUCUCUUCCUCGGAAGUCCAAGAGGAGUCGAGAGAAGAGGAGGAGGAGGAGGAAGAGGAAGAAGAAGAGGAGGAGGAAGAGGAGGUAGCCCCACGAAAGAAGCAGCGCACUACUGCGCCGGCAGUUUCCAAGGCCCAGCCACCGAAACCGAAACCUUCAAGCAAAGGGAAAGCCCCUGCUGGCGCUCGCGGGGAUAGAGUCGCGCCCGUCGCAGCAACGAGCAAGGCUAAGGCCAAGGCAAAACCGAAAGCCGAAGCUCAGCCCAAGACCAACAAUACCAAAGGCCGAUCAGCGCGAAAGCCCAAGAACGCCCGCUCUGGAGGAGGAGAUGGCGAGGACGAAGAAGUUGGGGAUACGUCGUUUGCGGCGCUGCAGCGUGGCCCUCCCAUGCCAAAGUCUCGCGGCCUAGUAUCCAUGCGCAAGAACAUCGACGACACCAUAACGCAGACGAGGUCAGGACGACACUCCUACAGGCCUGUCGCAUACUGGAGGGGCGAACAGGUGGUCCGCGAGGUCGAGGAGCAAGCCGACAUGUUUGCCAAGGAUAGGUUCCUCAUGCCAAGCAUCAAGGAAGUCGUCCGCGUGCCCGAGGAGGAGGCGCCCGUCCGAUCCGCCGCAUCGCGCGGCAAAGCGCGGCCCAAGGCGAAGAAGCAAGCGGUGGUAGAGGAGGAAGAGUACGAGGAGUGGGAGCUCAACCCGGGCACCGUCGAGGGCGAGAUUGUGAUCUGGGAGACGGAGCACGAGGAGCACCCGCCGGCCGACGACGAGCCCGUCCAGGUGACGGACGAGCGCAUCGCCAUCUCGGCCAAGGCGGUGCAGACGUCGGAGAUUCGCGACGCGACGUUCCGGUUCGCCAAGACGCUGACGAUGCCCUUCAUGGGCGCCGGCGUCGUCGACCUGCCGCCGGGCGGCGAGAAGCGGCCCAAGAAUUCGCGCAAGAUGCACAUGGUGUUCUUCGUGCACACGGGCAAGGUCAUGGUGACGAUCAACGAGGCCCAGUUUCGCAUAUCAGCGGGCGGCAUGUGGUUUGUGCCGAGAGGCAAUUACUACAGCAUCACGAAUGACUACGACAACCCCAGCCGAGUCUUCUUCUGUCAAGCAUGCGAGAUUUCGCCCGCGCAGUACGAAGCCUCGCAGAUGAGCGUGGGAGCAUGA
Trichoderma reesei QM6a is the source of this 1845-nucleotide messenger RNA. RefSeq lists its product as uncharacterized. Gene Ontology annotation, molecular function: centromeric DNA binding. Bases 1 to 1845 code for a protein of 614 amino acids. Gene Ontology annotation, cellular component: kinetochore. Lineage: Eukaryota; Fungi; Ascomycota; Sordariomycetes; Hypocreales; Hypocreaceae. The record is from RefSeq and is a predicted model, not a curated record. Gene Ontology annotation, biological process: spindle attachment to meiosis I kinetochore; kinetochore assembly; attachment of mitotic spindle microtubules to kinetochore. The transcript has 3 exons.